Molecule: messenger RNA, 1122 nt
Organism: Gigantopelta aegis
Lineage: Eukaryota; Metazoa; Mollusca; Gastropoda; Neomphalida; Peltospiridae
Exons: 1
Coding region: 1-1122 (373 amino acids)
Source: RefSeq, a predicted model, not a curated record
AUGGACCUUGAACCUAUGGAAGUUGAUCUACAGGCUGCAGUUGCUGCUGAAGAGGAAUGUUACCUGCUUACAGCUGUUGCUGUUGUCAUUCAGCAAGAAGAGAGUAAGAAGGAGGAAGAAAAGAAGAAGAGAAGACCCAAGAGAAUCUGGAUGCACAAGUGGUUGCAAGACAGGCCAAAGUAUGGAUGGUACGAGAAGUUGUUAGGUUACCUUUUUCAAGGUAACAUCACCAGGUACAAGAACUUUCUUAGAAUGGACCCAGACCGUUUCCAUGAGUUGGUGGUGAGACUCACUCCAAGAAUACAGAAGCAAGAUAUGAACAUGAGAAGAUGCUUGGACUCUGGGCUCAAGGUUGCCAUUACCUUGAGAUAUCUGGCCACUGGUGACUCAUACAUGUCCAUGGCCUAUGGUUUCUGGGUUGCUCCUAACACCAUCUGCAGUGUAGUGCCUGAAGUAUGUCAAGCUAUCUACGAUGAGUUCCAUGAAGAGUUGAUCAAGUGUCCCAGUAGCCCUGAUGAGUGGAGAGAAGUGGCCAAGGGAUUUGCUGAUGGAUGGAACUUCCACAACUGUAUUGGGGCAAUUGAUGGCAAGCAUGUGAAGAUCCAAGCACCUGCCAAUAGUGGGAGUCUCUAUUACAAUUACAAGGGAAUUUUCUCUAUUGUUUUGAUGGCAGUGGUUGAUUCCCAGUACAAGUUGCUCUACAUAGAUGUUGGUGCCAAUGGAAGCUGUUCUGAUGGGGGAGUAUUCAAGGGCACUAGUCUGUACAAGGCCCUUGACCAGGGGAAGGCUGGCCUGCCACCUCCAGAGUCACUACCCAACAGCCAGGUGCCUGUUCAUUAUAACCUAGUUGCAGAUGCUGCCUUUGCACAGAAGAGUUGGCUUGUGAAGCCCUUCUCCCAGAGGAACUUGACCAAACAGAUGAGGAUCUUCAAUUACAGGCUGUCAAGGGCCAGAAAUCCAGUGGAGAAUACAUUUGGUAUUCUGGCCCAGCGCUUCAGGUGCCUUCUUGGUACAAUCUUGGUGAUACCAGACAGCUAUCAAGAUCGUGUUGGCAUGCUGUUGCCUGCACAACCUGCUGGUAGAGAGGAAACCUCAGAAAGUGCAGAGGAGAGUGGACUUUGA